Mycena indigotica is the source of this 1095-nucleotide messenger RNA. Its product is annotated as Protein kinase domain-containing protein. The transcript is spliced from 6 exons. Gene Ontology annotation, molecular function: ATP binding; protein serine/threonine kinase activity. Gene Ontology annotation, cellular component: nucleus; cytoplasm. Bases 19 to 1095 code for a protein of 358 amino acids. Gene Ontology annotation, biological process: mitotic DNA damage checkpoint signaling; protein phosphorylation. The record is from RefSeq and is a predicted model, not a curated record. Lineage: Eukaryota; Fungi; Basidiomycota; Agaricomycetes; Agaricales; Mycenaceae.
ACAUCUAAACUUCAUCUCAUGGAAAAGCCUACAACAGGGGUGCCCAAUGAGCACAGGGAUUACUGGUCUACUCGCGUCCCAACUGAACAAUGCCAGUGGUGGAUCAAUCACCAACCGUUCCUAUUGUCGAUAGGCUACCAGCUUCGUCGACGUUAUCAUGCAGAUUGGAUCCCUUCCUGGCGGCUUCCCGGAGCUACCGUGUCCAAGGAGCACUCUGAGGACUCGGUACACGGAUUGAACUCGUUGGUCUUGGACGCUAUACGGAUAGCGGAUGGUACUAAGGUUGUCCUCAAGCGCGUAGACACGCGUGAUGUCGAAUUGUCCGUUGUCCAAUACCUCAACUCUCCGAAUGUCCGACACCACGCUCACAACAGAACGGCGCUGCUUUUGGAUACCAUUCCGAUACCUGACGAUGACAACACUAUAUUGAUUGUCAUGCCGUUCCUCAGAGUGUUCAACUCUCCUAUUUUUCGCCAUUUACAAGAGGUCAUCGAAGCUCUGCGUCAAUUUUUGCAGGGACUGGCAUUCAUGCAUUCUCACUUUAUAGCCCACCGCGAUGUUUGUCGGACGAACCUGAUGAUGGACGCAUCCAAGGUAGUGCCCGGCGGCAGCCAUUUCGACGAUCCUAGCACCCAAGAGAGCAAUCUCAGUCUUCGAUUUUGCUGGAGAGACCGAUGUUCUGUUGAACCGAUUGCCUAUUAUUUCAUUGACUUCGGGCUUUCUCGCUAUUUCCCAGGUGGCGUGGAAACUGCAUUUAACUUUGGUAGGUACGGGCAGGACCGCACCGUUCCAGAAUUCAAAUGGGAGGUGCCCCACAAUCCGUUCAAAGUGGACAUUUAUCAAUUGGGCAACACCUUCCUCAGGGUCCUCGCUCGCUUUCCCGAAAACCGCGAAUAUCUGCUGCCCUUGUUGCGCACAAUGACAGCAAACGACCCAAAUGCACGGCCCACCGCGCUGGAAGCGUUAACAGAAUUAGAGGCGCUGGGUGAGCAUAUCCCCGAACCCGAACCCGAACUCGUCAAAUCCAUGGAAUACGAACGAGAUUAUGACUCGCCAGACACGGAAGAGGAGGAUUUGUACCACGAGAUAACUUGA